This is a messenger RNA of Salvia splendens (bonfire salvia), 1344 nucleotides long. Its product is annotated as cytochrome P450 85A1. NCBI's taxonomy places the organism in Eukaryota, Viridiplantae, Streptophyta, Magnoliopsida, Lamiales, Lamiaceae. Gene Ontology annotation, molecular function: monooxygenase activity; iron ion binding; oxidoreductase activity, acting on paired donors, with incorporation or reduction of molecular oxygen. The coding region runs from base 16 to 1119 and encodes 367 amino acids. The record is from RefSeq and is a predicted model, not a curated record. The transcript is spliced from 7 exons. Gene Ontology annotation, biological process: multicellular organism development; brassinosteroid biosynthetic process; brassinosteroid homeostasis.
GGGGGGGGGGGGUCAAUGGCCAGCUUUGUUGUGAUUCUUGGGGUGUUUUGGGGUCUCUGCAUCUUGAGUGUUGCCCUUCUGAAAUGGAAUGAGGUUAGAUACAGGAAGAAAGGAUUGCCACCAGGUACAAUGGGGUGGCCACUGUUUGGAGAGACCACUGAGUUUCUAAAACAAGGUCCAGCCUUCAUGAAAAAUCAAAGAUCAAGGUUCGGGAGCUUUUUCAAAUCCCACAUACUAGGUUGUCCUACCAUAGUUUCGAUGGAUACGGAGUUAAACAAGUACAUCCUGGUUAAUGAAGCGAAAGGCCUUGUCCCUGGCUAUCCUCAGUCGAUGUUGGAUAUACUCGGGAAAUGCAACAUCGCAGCCGUCCACGGCUCUGCUUACAAGUAUAUGAGAGGGGCCAUACUUGCUCUUAUUAACCCCACAAUGAUUAAAGAUCAACUCUUGCCCAAAAUAGACGAUUUCAUGAGAUCUCAUCUGAGUGAUUGGGAUAACAAGAUAGUCGAUAUCCAAGAGAAAACGAAAGAGAUGGCGUUUCUGUCAUCAUUUAGACAAAUAGCAAGCACUGAAGCAAGCUCAAUAUCUGAAACAUUCAUGCAUGAAUUCAUCAAACUGGUUCUGGGAACUCUUUCACUCCCUAUCAACCUUCCCAACACAGAUUACCAUCGCGGAUUUCAGGCAAGACAGAACAUUACAUGCUGGUUAAGGAAACUAGUCGAAGAAAGAAAAGCUUCUGGAGAAAAACAAGGGGACAUGCUUGGUCAUCUAGUGGGUGAAGAGAACAAAUACAAGCUAAGUGAUGAGGAAAUGAUCGACUUGAUCAUCACCAUUCUGUAUUCUGGAUACGAGACCGUGUCAACUACUUCUAUGAUGGCUGUCAAUUAUCUUCAUGAUCAUCCAAAAGUGCUAGAAGAAUUAAGGAAAGAACAUAUGGCUAUAAGGGAAAGAAAAAAUGCUGAGGAUCCUAUUGAUUACAAAGACUACAGAUCCAUGUGUUUCACACGUGCAGUCAUGUAUGAGACAUUCAGACUGGCUUCAAUAGUACAUGGUGUUAGCCAUUCUUUACUGAUCUCUAUACCGAAAUCACAUUCUAGAUUUGAAUUAAUUCAACCAUAUUAACACACUAUAAAGAGGGGAUAAAAUCACCAACCUCCAUCCAUGCUUAUUAAUUUGAUGUAGGGUUGGAUCCACUAUUUGAUGUUUCCCCUUAAGCUGCUAUUGAUGUUUAUCCUCUCCUUGGCCUCAAGCUUUGAUGAUUAUUUUGAUGAAAUAAAGAAUCGAAACUUUAUAUAUAAAUAUUGUAAGAAUAUAUGUGUAUAAACAAUUGCCGAGAGUAUACAAAUU